Cajanus cajan (pigeon pea) is the source of this 2037-nucleotide messenger RNA. RefSeq lists its product as uncharacterized. Lineage: Eukaryota; Viridiplantae; Streptophyta; Magnoliopsida; Fabales; Fabaceae. Gene Ontology annotation, molecular function: protein binding. The record is from RefSeq and is a predicted model, not a curated record.
CCAACCAUUAAACUGUUCUGGAAAUGUAUAUUACCUUUUAUAGUAAUCCAUUUGUCUUUCCCUUUUCCAUGCAAACUAACACUGUCAUACUCACAAUUGCAAAUUUGGGAACCCAAAGGCUGACACAAAAAUGAGAUGCUUAAGGUCCCCUUUACAUUCUUCUCCUUUGCCAUCAACUCUAUUCAAGAAACCUUAUAUAGAGAAAGUGGAUCUUGUCCUUUUCAUUUUCCUCCAAGCCACCACUCUUUGCAACUCCAUUUUGUUACUUUGUCUUAGAUUGAGCUUCAAGUAGUACUAGUAGUCUCACUCUCUCACACACAUUGUCUCAAAUGGCCUCUCUCUCUCUUCUCCUUGUUGGUUUCCUUUUGUUUUCUUGUGAAAUGAUAGGAAUGAGGAGCAAUGCACAUGGGGAAGAAAUGGAAAUGGAAGAAGAGGAGUUAUUGGGGUUGUUUGAAGUGAUGGAAGCUCUUGUUGAUGACCCUGACUGGGCCCAAGCACACCCUCAACCAUGCACUGACACACCAUGGCCUGGAGUUGAGUGUGAAGUUAGCGAUGAGACACCAAUCUUUCAUGUCACAAAGAUCCACAUUGGUCCCGAUAUACUCUCCCCACCUUGCAAAUCCUCUUCAUACCUAUCUCACUCCUUGCUCAAACUCACUUAUUUGAAAACACUUUCAAUUUUCAACUGUUUUGUUGCUUCACCAAUCACUCUACCCUCAACUCUCUUUGGUCCUUUCUCCACCUUGGAACACCUUGCUUUGCAGUCUAAUCCAUCACUCUCUGGAGAAAUACCUCCAAGUUUGGGAAGUGCUACUAGUCUUAGAGUUCUUAGCCUUUCCCAGAACAACUUCCAGGGAAACAUUCCAAGGCAAAUUGGUGGUUUGGUGAGUUUGGAGCAACUUGACCUGAGUUAUAAUAACUUCAGUGGUCAAAUCCCCAAGGAAAUUGGAGAUUUGAAAAGUAUUGCCAUUUUGGACCUAAGUUGGAAUGAAAUUGAAGGGAACUUGCCUUGUUCUAUUGGACAACUUCAACUUCUUCAGAAGAUGGAUUUGAGCUCAAACAGGCUAAAUGGAAAAAUACCUCCUGAUUUAGGAAACCUCAAGAGGUUAGUCUUGCUUGAUUUGAGUCAUAAUUUCAUUGGUGGACCUAUUCCGGAAACCUUGUCAAAUUUAGAGCUUUUAGAAUAUUUUCUCAUUGAUGACAACCCCAUCAAAUCAGAGAUACCCCACUUCAUAGGGAACCUUUGCAAGCUGAAGUCAAUGAGCUUCUCAGGUUGUGGGUUGAUUGGCUCCAUACCCAAUUCUUUCUCAUCCUUGAAGAACCUUACAGCUCUCUCCCUAGACAACAAUAGCCUCAGUGGAUCAGUUCCUCCAAAUCUUGGCUUGCUCCAAAACUUAGACCAACUUAACAUCAGCCACAACAUGCUGAAUGGAGUUCUUCAGCUCCCUGAUGAGUUCAUUGGAAAACUUGGUAAAAGGUUGGAUGUGAGAGGAAACACUGAACUUUGCAUCAGUGAUCAGCCAAACAAGAAGAACGUGUCUUCAUAUUUGGAAAUCCCCUAUUGUGCAAACAUGAAACCAAAAAGUGGCAAAUCUUUUGCUGAAGAACCACCAGAAGAUCCAGCAGGAAUCAAGCCAUCUUUGUACCAGAGCAACAUAAGUUCAAGCUCAUCAUGGCUGGAUUUACAACUCAUCCUGCUUACCUUGGGAGCAAGUUUCUAUUUUUGCUGAUUAGUCCCUUAUCAUGGUUGGAUCUACAAGUCAUCCUGUUUACCUUGGUUUUAAAUUUUACCCUUUCUUUCCUAAAUUUGUUUUUGUGACACUUGGAAUGUAUUUUAUAAAUAUCUUUACUCGUAUAUUAUCUACAUUAAACUGCAUUCAUAGACAUAGUCGUAUAAUAGGUAUUGUUCUACUGUUCUUGUUGGUGAUGUGAUGUCCAUGGAAAUUACAUUAUUCACAUAAAAAAAUGCAUGCAGUUUUAACUUUUUAAGUAAUGCUUAUUAGCGGCUUCAUUGAAUAGGUGUGCUUGCAUAUGCAU